AUGGGUGAUGCCUUGGCUAGUUCAUUUUCAAGGUUAUUAGCAAUUAGCAAAGAGUUAGAAGCGCAAGAAGAGCCAGCAAAAUCAUCAGAUUCAGAAGAUGACGGUGCCGACGAGGAAAACGUCACAUUUCAAAUCCCCGAAGAAAAUCAAAUCGAGAUCUCCGCACACGAAGAACCUCUGAAAAGUGUGGUCUCGCCAGAAUACGUCAAAAAAGUAAUGCGAGAAUUGCACGUAAUGAGCACCGAACAAUUGAGACAAGCAUUGAGUGUUAUAAAAGUGUCGACAAGUGGAACGAAAAGGCAAUUAAGGAAACGAGUCGCGCAAUAUUAUCGCAAGGAAAAUAUGUUGUUAAGUAGAAAAUUGGAGAAUAUCAAUUCGGAUAAGACAUUGAGAUAUUUCGAUUAUUUAAUAGCUAUCGAUUUUGAGUGUACUUGUGUUGAAAUCAUCUACGAUUAUCCGCAUGAAAUUAUCGAACUUCCCGCGGUUCUUAUUGAUGUUAAGGAGAUGAAGAUUGUUAGCAUGUUUCGAACAUAUGUUAGACCUGUUAGAAAUCCGAUUUUGUCCGAUUUCUGUAUUGCAUUUACUAGUGAGUUUUUUCGAAGGUUUUUCGAGAAAAAAUGUUGGUUUUUCUAUCACUGGUGGUGGUGGGAGCUUGACCAAUUUUUGACCAAAAAUGCAUCAAUUCGUUUUUUGGUCAAAAAUUGACCAAAAUUUUGUCGAAUCGUGAGUUUUGGUCAAUUUUUGGCCAAAUUCUGACCAUUUUUUGACCAAAAUCUGGCCACAACAGUGAUGUGAUCAAAAAUUGGUCGGAAAUUGGCCAAAAUCCACCACCGGUGUUGAUCAAAAUCGUGAUUUCCAAAUUAAAAAAUUGUACGCUAAGUAUAAAAACUGUGCAUUUUUCAGUUUUUGACCUGAAAUUCAGAUUUUUUUUCAAAAUUGUACUUUGGCCAGCCACAGAUUUUCCGAAAUGUGUUUCUAAUAGUUUUCGAGUCGCUGAUCAUGAUCCCAUUGUCAAAAAUUGCAAAACUCAACUUCUAAUAUGAGUUAUUUUUGUAAGUGGCAAAAUUUGGAAAUUUUGGGACUUUAACUAACUUCAAAGAUGAUUUUCAUGCAAUCCUGAAUUUACAUUUUUCACUGGACAAAAAUGGUUGAAAAUUCGAAAGUUCCCUUGAAUUUUCAACCAUUUUUGUCCAGUGAAAAAUUUUAAUUCAAGAUUGCAUAAAAAUCCUCUUUGAACGUAGUUGAAGUCCCAAUUUUUCGAAAUGCAAAAAAAAACUCAAAUUAGAAGUUGGGUUUUGUAAUUUUUGACAAUGGGAUCGUGAUCAGCGACUCGAAAACUAUUAGAAACACAUUUCGGGCAAUCCGUGGCUGGCCAGAGUACAAUUUUGAAAUAAAAAUCUGAAUUUCAGUUUUUAAAGGUCAAAAACUGUAAAAUUCACAAUUUUUUAUUUUGGAAAUCACGAUUUUGACCAAGGAAAACCUCCCAUUUUCAAAAAUUGCAAUUUGCAAAACUCAACUUCUAAUAUGAGUUAUGACGUGGCAAAACCUGGGACUUUAGGAGAAAUUAUGUAAUUGAGCUUGCUGAACAACUCUAUACUUUCAGAUUUUCAUGAAAAUCAUUCAAGAACCUUUAAGCUCCUAAAAUUGGGACUUCAGGAGCUGAAAACUGGCUUCAAAAAUGAUUUUCAUGGAAAUCUGAAAGUAUAGCGUUGUUCAGCAAGCUUAAUUACAUAAGUUCUUCUUAAGUCCCAAAUUUUGCAACGUCAUAACUCAUAUUAGAAGUUGAGUUUUGCAAAUUGCAAUUUUCGAAAAUGGGAGGCUUUCUUUGGUCAAAAUCGUGAUUUCCAAAAUAAAAAACUGUGAAUUUUUCAGUUUUUAUAUUGGAACUGCAAUUUUUGAUGUCAAAAAUACUAGAAAAAAUUUUUCUGUUUAGAAAUCGCGCAAGAAACCGUCGACAAAGCUCCAUAUUUCCGCGAAGCUCUUCAACUUUUAUACGAUUGGAUGAGAAGAUUUGGACUCGGUGAAAAAGGCGUGCGAUUCGCUUUUGUCACCGACGGACCUCACGAUAUGUGGAAAUUCAUGCAAUUCCAAUGCAUUUUAGCCGGAAUGAAAAUGCCACAUAUGUUUCCGAAGUUUUAUCAACAUCAAAAAAAUCUUUAAAGAUCGAUUUCAUGGAAUCGCAAAAGGCAACGGCAAAUCGGGAAUCGAGAAUAUGUUGGAGAAAUUUGAUUUGAAGUUUCAGGGAAAUAAACAUUCGGGUUUGGAUGAUGCGAAGAAUAUUGCAUAUAUUUGUUUGGAAAUGAUGAAGAGGAAGAUUGAGUUGAGAAUUAAUCAGAGAUGUGUGUAUAUUUUGAAUCGCAAUCAACAAAAUGAUGAAUAUGUGAGUUUUUUUUAUUGAAAAAUUUAAAUUUUCUGCUAGAAAAUAGUUUUUUGUGCGAGUAUUUUCGUCAAUUUUAAGAUGAAUAUCGAAAAUGACGUGUUUUUUUAAUCAGGAAGUUAUCGUAACUCGUUCAAUUUCAGUUUUCGCUAAACAACUCUCUGAGGAGCACAAAAAUGAGCCAAAAAUCGCAGUUUUGAGAGCCUAUGACUCAUGUUAGAGAAGAUUUUAUGAAAAACUGAAUCGAUUUACCAAAGUUUUCAAAACUUUUCGAAAAAUUAAGAAAUGAGCCUAUUUUCUGACAAUUUUUGCCUUUUUGGCUCACAAAUGUCAGAAAAUAGGCUCAUAUCUGAAUUUUUUCGGCCCUUCUGAACAACAUGUAUUCAGUUUUUGAUAAAAUCUUCUCUAACAUGAGUUAUGGGCUCUCAAAACCGCGAUUUUUGGCUCAUUUUUGUGCUCUUCAGAGAGUUGUUUAGCGAAAGCUGAAAAAAAACACGUAAUUUUCAAAAAAUCGAUAUUCAUCUCAAAAUUGACGAAAAUACUCGAUCUAAAAAGGCUUUUGUAGCUGAAAAUUUCAAUUUUUCAAUGAAAUUUGGAUGUAAUUAGCUUGACAGAAAUUUUCCGUUUCAAAAUUUUUGUUAAGCUAAAUAUAUUCGAAUUUUAUUGAAACAAUGAAAUUUUCUGCUACAAAAUCGAUCCCGAAUUCAGUUUUUGCUGAAAAAUUCACUGAAGAGCACAAAAAUGAGCCAAAAAUCGAGAAUUUUCUGAAAAUCGCGGUUUUUUGAGUGCCUAUAACUCAUGUUAGAGAUGAUUUUAUCAAAAAUUGAGUACAUGAGAUUGUUCAGAAGGUUUUGACAAAAUUUUUCCUGACAAUUUUGUGACAUCUGAAUUUUUUGGAAAUUUUGUCAACGUCCUGUAUUCAGUUUUUGAUAAAAUCUUCUCUAACAUGAGUUAUAGGCUCUCAAAACCGCGAUUUACAGAAAAUUCUUGAGUUUUGGCUCAUUUUUGUGCUCUUCAGUGAAUUUUUCAGCAAAAACUGAAUUCGGGAUCUUUUCCAGCGUGAAAAAAUUUAAAAAAUUAUAUAUGUCCAUCAUUUUUUGCUGAAAGACACUUCGAAGAGCACAAAAAAUGAGCCAAAUAUUCAAAAACUUCACAAAUUAUUGAUUUCCUAUUUUUAGAGAAAGACGAAAAUCUGCUGAAUCAAAACGUGGAUAUUUCUCGCCGCGACUUCCAAAUGUGGAUGCGAAAACUGCCACUAAAACUACAAGUUGUCUCGCGUCGCGAUUUCUGCGAAGAAAAAUAUUUGGAAUGCGAAUCGUGCGAAGAAUUGACCGAUGAACAGGUACUAAAUCGUAGAAGACACGUGCAUUCUUGUGAUAUUUAUCAGAUUUUUGAAAAUGAGGAUUUUGAAAUUUGGCAAUUUUCUGUUGGAUAAAGUUUUUCGAUAUUCAAAAUGAUCUUUGGGAGAAAAAAAAACUAGAAAAACGAGAAUUUUCAGAAUGAAAUGGAAAAAAAUCGCGCGGAAAUCGAGAAAUUGAUGAAUUCGAAAUUCGAGAAAGCAUUGAAAACAUCAGUGAAAAUUCCAGUCAGAAGGGAAGAUUUGGAGAGAAGUUCAAGCAGUUCGGAUAGUGAAACCUAUGAGACAAAUGAUGAUGAAGAUUUGACAGAAGAGGAGGAUUUAUUUAAUAAUGGGGGUAAGGAUUUAUUAGGGUUAUUAAAAAAAUAAGGAAAAACAUUUUUUGACCAAAAAUUUCGAUUCAGAAAAUGAAAAAAAUAGAGUUUUUUGACAUUUUCGGAAUUUUUUUGGUAAAAAAAAUGUUUUUCUAUUAUUUUUUUGCUUUGAAUUAGUAUUUUGAGAAAGAUUUAUAGAUAUAUAUAAUAUUAGAGUCUAGAAAAUUCCAGAAAAAACUUGGAAUUUUCUGGAACAUACAAAAAAAUCGAUGAGAUACAAAUUUUUAGUCGCUUUUUUUGGGCGGGGAAAAAGUAUGGAAAUUUUUUUGAGAAGAAGUGCGAGAUUUUCAACGAAAAAAGGUGGAAUUUGAGGUUUCUGAAAAUCUUUAAAAAAUUUUGGAAGCUUAAAUUUUUUAAAAUUCAAAUUUAAAAUUUUUUAGAUAAUUCUGAAAAUUGAAAAUUUUUAGAUAAUUCUGAAAAUCUUACAAAAAAUUUGGAAACUCAGACAAAAAAGAAAAUUCAAAUUUGAAAAUUUUCAGAUAAUUCUGAAAAUUGAAAAUUUUUUUUAGAUAAUUCUGAAAAUCUACAAAAAAAAUUUGGAAACUCAAGUUUUUGAAAAUUCAAAUUUGAAAAUUUUUAGAUAAUUCUUCAAAUUGAAAAUUGAACAUUUUAAAUAGUUCUGAAAAUCUACAAAAAAAUUUGCGAAACUAAAAUUUUUGAAAAUUCAAAUUUGAAAAUUUUCAGAUAAUUCUGAAAAUUGAAAUUUUUUAGUUAAUUCUGAAAAUUUUUGAAACUCAAAUUUUUGAAAAUUCAAAUUUAAAAAUUUUCAUAGAAUUCUGAAAAUUGAAAAUUUUUAGAUAAUUUUGAAAAUUCAAAUUUGAAAAUUUUCAGAUAAUUCUGAAAAUCUACAAAAAAAUUAGAAACUAAAAUUUUAGCUCUUUUUUAUGGGAGUCUAGGCUCCGCCCAUUUUUCUGCAAUUUUAGGGCAGGCUUUUUUCAGUUAAAUUUGUUUAAAAUUGAAAUAUUUGAAAAUUAAGCUCCGCCCACUUUCUUUGCAAUUUUAAGGCAGGCUUUUUCAGUUUAAUUUCUUAAUAUUUGAAAAUUAAGCUCCGCCCAUUUCUCUGCAAGCAAAUUCGAGGCAGGGUUUUUCCAGAUUAAUUAAACAAGAUUCAAAAAUUAUGCUCCGCCCAUUUUUUUGCAAUUUUAGGGCAGGCUUUUUCAGUUCAAAUUCUUAAUAUUUGAAAAUUAAGCUCCGCUCAAUUUUUUUUUUGCAAUUCUGCGGCAGGGUUUCUUCAGUUCAAUUUUUUAAUAUUUGAAAAUCAGGCUCCGCCCAUUUUCUAUGCAGUUUAGCCGCAUAGUUUUUAACAUUAAGCUCCGCCCAUUUUUCUGUAAGCAAAUUUGAGGCACGGUUUUUUUUAAAUCUUUUAUUUAACAAGAUCAACUAAAAUCUAGAAUUUGAAAAAUACAGUGGCUUCUUUGAAGAAAAAUCCUGAAUUCUAAAAAUCAAAAAAUUCCAGAACCCGGCACAUUCGCCGUCGCCGAAGACAUCGACGACGAAGUCGAACUCGAAUCAAUCUGGCGACACGACGAUUCAACAGACAACGAGAUCUGCGCUGCUCGCCGUCGCCAACAUCCACCAAACACCGAACAAUCAAUAUCUUCGUCAACUUCUUCUUCCUCGAUCUCAACAUCUUCGUCAUCUUCAACAGUUAUAACAUCUACACGUGCUUCUGAUCUUCAGCCACCUCGAAAUUCGCUGGCUAGUGCAAAUCGACAUUUUCAGCGAUUUGUUUCGAAGUGA
Molecule: messenger RNA, 5848 nt
Organism: Caenorhabditis angaria
Lineage: Eukaryota; Metazoa; Nematoda; Chromadorea; Rhabditida; Rhabditidae
Source: the annotation of a GenBank genome assembly